Molecule: messenger RNA, 3577 nt
Organism: Diachasma alloeum
Lineage: Eukaryota; Metazoa; Arthropoda; Insecta; Hymenoptera; Braconidae
Gene: IntS2
Product: integrator complex subunit 2
Exons: 5
Coding region: 99-3440 (1113 amino acids)
Biological process (GO): snRNA 3'-end processing
Cellular component (GO): integrator complex
Source: RefSeq, a predicted model, not a curated record
UGGAGUGAUGAGAGUGGACGUACUCCAUUCAUCCCAGUUUUAUUCCGUCUCACUGUCCCCGAUAAUUCCCCAAAUAAGUGAUUAAAGUGCCGACGAAAAUGCAGGUCAACACGGCAAUAUCCCCCCGGGUGUUCACCGCGAUACAAAAUGUUAACAUAAAGGAACUAUCGAAGUGCACGCAAAAAGAAAUACGUCCGUUGUUGCCGUGCCUAGUGCGUAUGAGUUUGAUAUCGCCGCUGGAUAUAACUAAAGAGUGUGUGGAAUCGCGAAAAGAAAUUCUCACUAUUCUGUCGGGAAUUGAGUCAGUGAAUUCCAUAGUUGCACUGUUGUCCAUAGAUUUUCAUGCCCUCGAGACUGACGUUAGGAAGGAGCAACAGUUGAGACAAAAACUGGGAAACACCCAGGGCGACAGUAUCCUCGCGCAAUCCCUGCAGAGCGGUCUGGCCCUAGAAUUCGAGCGCAGUGAAUCCACCCGUCGAAUUCGCCUGGUCCUGAGCGAGCUCCUGUUCGUCUCCUCCCAGAUCCACGAGUACCACAAGAACAAUGAAUUCCUCAUAAAGCAAUCAGACCUCUUCGACAAUGCCGUCUACAUGGAGGAGAUAGCCUACGUGAUCUGCAUAGCCCUGGCGGAGCUCCCAGCUCUCCUCUCCAUCCGCGACAUAGCCGAGACCCUUCUGCACGUGAAACACGGUCCGGAGAUCAUCUGCUGGAUAGUCGCCAACAGUCCAGACUCCUUCUCCGAAGUGUGCACCCACCUGAUCGCGAAUGGCGAGCGUCAGGAGGAGUCAGCCCUCGGAAGAAUUCGCACCCAAGCCUUGACAAUGCUCUGCCGAAUGAAUCCCAGUCGAGCUCUGGCAGUUCGAGCAAAGUGCGUUGAGCUCUGUCGAAUGCCAGCACUGGCCAUCACUCUGAGCCUCGAGCGAGAGUGUUUGGAAUCCUCACAACUCGACAGUGACACAGUCGCCUUCGUCUCAGGACUUUUACUGGGAAGUGAUCAGCAGGUAAGAACGUGGAUUGCCAUGUUCAUUCGAAAUGGCCAGAAACGAAAAGGGGAAUCCCACACAGCGCUGCAAGCCCUCCGAGACGAGCUGUUGGUACGACUGUGGGCAAUUGUCCCUAGAUCACCCGAUUGCCAAUUGGCGGAGUGUCAAGUGGUCCAAGCAAGUGCUCUCCUUCGACUCUACUGCGCACUGAGGGGAAUAGGAGGAAUUAAAUUUCAGGACGACGAAGUCCCAAUGAUCGUUCAACUCUUGACCUCUCACCCGCCUCCCUCACCUGCUGGCGUCAGAUUUGUCUCGCUUGGCCUCUGCAUGCUGAUAGCUUGUCCCUCACUGAUCGGCCAUCACAAUCUCGAAAAGAAGAGCAUUGAGUGGGUGCAGUGGCUGGUGAGGGAGGAGGCUUACUUCGAAAGUGCUAGUGGUGUAACAGCCAGUUUUGGAGAGAUGCUGCUGCUGAUGGCCAUUCACUUUCACAGCAAUCAAUUGUCAGCUAUAUGCGAUCUUGUUUGUGCUACGUUAGGCAUGAAGAUACCGAUUAGGCCGAAUAAUUUGACGAGAAUGAAGCAGAUAUUCAUGCAGGAGAUUUUCACCGAACAAAUUGUCACUGCUCAUGCUGUCAAGGUGCCUGUCACUGCUAAUUUGAAUGCCAAUAUACCGGGCUUUUUGCCUGUUCAUUGUAUACAUCAGCUGCUCAAGUCCAGGGCAUUUGCCAAGCAUCGAGUGCCCAUCAAGACUUGGAUUUACAAGCAACUUUGUAACAGCGUUCCACCACUACAUCCGGUUCUACCCGCUCUCGUUGAGGUUUAUGUUAAUUCAAUUCUUGUUGUCAAUCACAAGAGUUCAGAGCACACCAAUAAACCUAUCAUGGAGGAUGAGAUUAGAAAGGUCUUUCAGAAUAGUGUGUUUGGGGCGAAUUUUGAUGUUAAGAAGAGUGCACUUAAUAUCAUGGAUAUGGAGACGGAUUAUCUGGAUGUUGAUACCUCUAAGCCAUCGCUAACGUCACAGCUAUUAUUUCUUUAUUAUCUUCUGCUUUAUGAGGAUGUCAGACUGUCCAAUAUGCAUAAUUUUAUAUCGCAGGGGAGGAAAGUUAAGAGUUAUUCAACGGAAUUUUUAUCGGAGCUGCCGAUUAAGUAUUUAUUGCAACAGGUUCAGAGGGAUCAGGCCAGCUAUGCUGGGUUAUUUUCACCACUGCUUAGAUUACUGGCAACGCACUUUCCACAUUUGAGUCUCGUUGACGAUUGGCUGGAUGAUGAGAUGAUUAAUAUCGAAUCGCCAGCUGCUAAUUAUGAAAAUGUGGUGAUUAAUGAUGUCUCGAUUAUUGAGGCUUUUGGACAUAUCAAGAGCUGUCCGUCGAGGACUGGGAGACUGCUGAGGCAGUUGAUGUCUAUGAAACCGACUGAUAUUUGGCCACAUGCGGAAACUUUUGUACAUUAUUUCAAGGUCAUUCUGGAUGAGAAGGUGCCGAGGUAUAUUCAAGAAUUGUACAAACAAGUCUGGCUGAGAUUAAACACUGUUCUACCGAGGUGUUUAUGGGUAAUGUCAACAAACGCACUUUUGAUUGAAAAUCCAACGGUUCAGAAUGUUCGUCUUACGCAAGAGAACAUUGUUCUCGACCCUCUCCAAGUGCUCAGAUGUGAUACCAGAGUAUUCAGAUGUGCCCCGGUGUUAUCAGUCAUUCUGCGAAUUCUUCAAGCAACACUUGCUGCCUCAACGUCACAGUUAUCAAGACACAUGCAGGACAGACCUUUGACAGAAAAAGUGGGACAACUGACGAGUGAAGUAGAGAGGGAGGAUCUGAGAGCGGCACUGGUUGCGGGUCAAGAGAGUGCAGCGGUUCAAAUUCUUUUGGAGGCUUGCUUGGAGACUGAUGAGGACCAACGAGUUCCUGGACAGAUGUGGUCACUGAGGGAGAUUAGGAGUGUGGUUUGCUCCUAUCUUCAUCAAGUUUUCAUCGCUGACCCACCACUGGCAAAACUCGUUCAUUUUCAGGGCUAUCCCCGUGAACUCCUCCCAAUAACAGUAUCCGGCAUCCCCUCGAUGCACAUCUGUUUGGACUGGAUCCCAGAGUUGCUAUCUCAGCCCGAGCCAGAGAAGCAAGUGUUUGCAGUUGAUCUUGCGUCCCACCUGGCAGUGCAGUAUGCAUUGCCAAAGGCUCUCAGUGUCUCCCGACUGGCGAUAAACACAUUGAUAACCCUCCUUGGGGUCCUCCCAGCUAAGGAUCGUGUCGUUCUCUUCAUGCCUGUGCUCUCAGCCCUCACGAGAAUUUGCCUGGCAUUUCCUCCUCUCGCUGAAGACACAACUGGACUUCUCCUGCAAUUGGGAAGGGUCAGCUCUGCUCAAGCUGCUCUGGGGGAUAAAUCGGCGGAAAUUCUCUGCCAGGAAGUCAACUCGACGUUCUCCUCACUGAUACAGAAAGCCAUUCUACAAUCCAGAGUUUAUUGAAGGCUGAAAUUAAUUUUUGUAAAACUGUGAGAAAAUUGUUGUGCAGUUUUUGUAUAUAUUAGUCAUCAAUUCUUUAUUACAAUUGUAAAUAACUUCACGAAAUGAAUGAUGUACAUACACGAAUUUUCUUUUUUCAG